AUGGUGGACGUCGACAAAGUAACGCUUGUUGUGUCCGAAUAUAAAACAAAAGUGUGGAUACCUGACUUGAACUUCGAAGAUUCCAAACGUGAAACUGUCCAUAGUUUAGGCAGCCAAAGUCACGCUCUCCAGAUAGCAUCGGACGGAAUUGUGUGGUAUAGCUUUAGGGUAUCUUUGACUUUGUCUUGCAAUUUAUAUUUACUCAUCUUUCCUCUGGAUACCCAGCUGUGUGAGUUGAAAUUAUUGAGUUAUAGUUACAACACAGAAGGAAUACUCUUGAAUUGGGAAGAUCCAGUGUUUGGAGUGACAUUGUAUGACAAAAUACUAAUGCCUCAGUAUAACCUUGAUGCAUAUAAAAUCGACAAGUUCAACGUUAACAACGGACGCUACGGUGAAUGGUCUUGCCUUGGAGUUCAAUUUCUCCUGUCUCGGCGUGUUGGUUACUUUCUUGUUUCUCAUUACGUCAUCAGUUGUCUGAAAGUAUCUUCAACGUGGCUGAGUUUUUGGCUUCCUUUGAGUUCGCCUCCGGCUCGUGUCAGUUUAAUAGUAUCUUGUCUCCUGGCCUUAAACCUUCAGAACUCGAUGCUUCAUUCUGAUUUACCUUCACUCUCCUAUCCGACGGCGAUGGAUGUCUGGUUGUUUCUUUGUAUGGUGUUUGUUUUUGCUAGUUUGAUAGAAACUGUAAUUGCCAUCAGCUGUGAUCGUAGAAAAGCAAAUACUUCGGACAAGCCACGACGACGCGGGAAUUUGUCGGUGAACAAGAAAGUUUGUCAG
Saccoglossus kowalevskii is the source of this 774-nucleotide messenger RNA. Its product is annotated as glutamate-gated chloride channel-like. The record is from RefSeq and is a predicted model, not a curated record. NCBI's taxonomy places the organism in Eukaryota, Metazoa, Hemichordata, Enteropneusta, Harrimaniidae.